This is a messenger RNA of Chelmon rostratus (copperband butterflyfish), 3705 nucleotides long. RefSeq names its product ubiquitin carboxyl-terminal hydrolase 15-like. Bases 6 to 3149 code for a protein of 1047 amino acids. Gene Ontology annotation, molecular function: cysteine-type deubiquitinase activity. The record is from RefSeq and is a predicted model, not a curated record. Gene Ontology annotation, biological process: protein deubiquitination. The transcript is spliced from 22 exons. NCBI's taxonomy places the organism in Eukaryota, Metazoa, Chordata, Actinopteri, Chaetodontiformes, Chaetodontidae.
GAAAGAUGGCGGAAGGAGGAGCGGCUGAUCUGGAUACCCAGAGAGGAGAGGUCGCGGCACUGCUGAAAACACAACUAAGAAAGGGAGACACUUGGUACCUGGUGGACAGUCACUGGUUCAAACAGUGGAAGAAAUAUGUGGGAUUUGACAGUUGGGACAAAUACCAGAUGGGUGACCAGAAUGUCUACCCAGGACCAGUUGACAACUCUGGUCUUCUCAGAGAUGGGGAUGUGCUUGCCAUCAAGGAACACCUCAUCGAUGAGCUUGACUACAUCUUAGUCCCAACAGAGGGCUGGAAUAAGCUUGUCAGCUGGUAUGGAUUGACAGAGGGUCAGGAGCCAAUUGCACGCAAGGUGGUGGAACAGGGUAUGUUUGUGAAGCACUGCAAGGUGGAGGUGUACUUGACGGAGCUGAAGCUCUGUGAAGACAGCAACAUGGACAAUGUGAUCACCAGGCGCUUCAGUAAAGCUGAUACAAUAGACAUGAUAGAGAAGGAGAUGAGGAAGCUGUUCAGCAUCCCCGAUGAGAAGGAGACCAGACUGUGGAAUAGGUACAUGAGCAAUACCUUUGAGCCUCUCAACAAACCUGACAGCACCAUUCAGGAUGCCGGCCUCUACCAAGGACAGGUUCUCGUAAUAGAGCAGAAGAACGAGGAUGGCACAUGGCCCCGAGGCUCCACGGCACCCAAGUCAUCUGGUGCUUCCAAUCUCUCUGCUUUGCCAAAGAUCUCGCCUUCAUCUCUCACAAACAAUCAUAACAGCAGCUUCAACAGCAGGAAUGUGAAGAAUUCGAGCUAUAGUUUGCCGUCCUACCACCCCUACAGCAACAGCUAUGACUACUCAGACCAGAGCAGGCAGAGUGAGCGCUCAGGCCUCUGUGGACUCUCCAACCUAGGCAACACCUGCUUCAUGAACUCUGCAGUGCAGUGUUUAAGCAAUAUCCCUCCACUGACGGAGUACUUCCUCAAAGACAAGUACACGGACGAGCUGAACGAGGACAACCCGCUGGGCAUGAAGGGGGAGAUCGCCAGAGCCUACGCCGAGCUUAUCAAACAGCUGUGGUCGGGCAAAUACAGCUAUGUCACCCCAAGGCCUUUCAAGACCCAGGUGGGCCGCUUCGCCCCACAGUUCUCGGGCUACCAGCAACAGGACUCUCACGAGCUGCUGGCCUUUCUCCUGGACGGCCUUCACGAGGACUUGAACCGCAUCAGAAAGAAGCCCUACAUCCAACUUAAGGACGCUAACGGCAGGCCUGAUAAGGUGGUGGCAGAGGAGGCGUGGGAGAACCACAUCAAGAGAAACGACUCCAUCAUUGUGGACAUCUUCCACGGCCUGUUCAAGUCCACCCUGGUGUGUCCCGUGUGCUCCAAGGUCUCUGUGACCUUUGAUCCUUUCUGCUACUUGACUCUGCCCCUGCCCAUGAAGAAGGAGCGCACACUGGAGGUCUACCUGGUCCGGCUGGACCCUCUGGCCAAACCCACACAGUACAAGCUGACCGUGCCAAAAGUGGGCUACAUCUCUGACCUGUGUACCUCCCUCUCCAACCUGUCUGGGGUGCCUGCUGAGAAGAUGAUUGUAACCGACAUCUACAACCACCGUUUCCAUCGGAUUUUCGCCACCAACGAGAACCUCAGCAGCAUCAUGGAGAGAGAUGAUAUCUAUGUAUUUGAGCUGGCGGUGAACAGGGUGGAGGACACAGACCAUGUAGUGAUCCCAGUGCACCUGAGGGAGAAGUACAAACAGUCGGGCUACAACCACACCAGCACGCCACUCUUCGGACAGCCCUUCCUCAUCGCCGUCCCCAGAACCCUCAGUGAAGAUAAGCUGUACAACAUGCUGCUCCUGCGUCUCUGCCGGUUUGUUAGAUCUUCAGUAGAGGAGGAUGAGGAGGAUUGUGAAGAAACGCAGCCAUCCAAACAACACACUGUCAAUGGUAACGCCACUAAUGGACUGCUGGAGGAGGGGUCGCCGAGUGAGAUGGAGACCGACGAGCAGGACGACGAGUCCAGUCAGGAUCAGGAGCUGCCCUCCGAGAACGACAACAGCCAGUCCGAGGACUCCGUGGGCGGGGAUAACGAGCUGGAGAACGGCGUGGUCGGUCCGCAGAACUCCACCAAAGGCCAGCAGACGGCCGGGCACAACAGAAAGAGACUUUUUACAUUCCAGUUCAAUAACAUGGGGAAAACGGACUUCUCCCUCAUCAAAGAGGACACCAGGCAGAUCCGCUUCGACGAGGGACACCUCCGACUCAGUGACCGCUCUUAUCUCUCCUUGGACUGGGAACCAGAGACCAAGAAGAAGUACUUUGAUGAGACCGUCGUUGAGGACUUUGACAAGCAUGAGAGCAUGGAGUACAAGCCUCAGAAGAAGGCUUUCUUCAAGCUGAAGGACUGCAUCGAGCUGUUCACCACGAAGGAGAAACUGGGAGCAGAAGACCCAUGGUACUGUCCAAACUGUAAGCAGCACCAACAGGCCACUAAGAAGCUGGACCUGUGGUCUCUGCCGCCGGUCCUGGUGGUCCACCUGAAGCGCUUCUCCUACAGUCGUUAUAUGAGAGAUAAACUGGACUCCCUUGUUGACUUUCCACUCAGAGACCUGGACAUGUCCGAGUUCCUGAUCAACCCCAAUGCUGGGCCCUGUCGCUAUGACCUCAUCGCUGUGUCCAACCACUACGGCGGGAUGGGUGGAGGCCACUAUACCGCUUACGCCAAGAACAAAGACGAUGGAAAGUGGUACAACUUUGAUGACAGCAGCGUGUCUCCUGCCAACGAAGAUCAAAUAGUGUCCAAAGCAGGCUACGUGCUGUUCUACCAGCGCCAGGACACGGUGAAGGGCACCGGCUACUUCGCUCUCGACCGCGAGGAGGAGGAGGAGGAGGACGAGGAGGAGGAGGAGGAGGAAGGAGAGGACGAGGAGGAGAACGAAGGCGAGGGGAGGCCGGAGAGAAAGGCCGCCUCCUCUACUCAGGGUGCCUCGUCUGCCGCCGCCGCCGCCGCCUCCGCUCAGAGCGACGAGGAGGACCCGAACGAGAACAGGCGCAGGAAGAACGACAACGAGCAGGAAGAUGAGGAGGAGGAGGAGGAAGAAGAAGAGGAGGAAGAGGAGGAGGAGCAGGCGCCCAAUCGAGACGUCACCAUGAAAACCAACUGAGUCACACGAGGACAGGAAUAAAUGGAGAGAGAGAGAGAGAGAGACUAGGAUCUUUCCAUCCAAAGCCAUAUGGACACACAGCAUGGCAGCGGGCGCCACCCGUCCCACCCAGCGGCUCGGACUCGGCCGCUCGGCAGGCGGAGCCUCUGCGGGGAUGACGUCGGCUGUUAGGUCAGAGAGCUGCCAGGGUACGCAACUCUAAGAAAUCAGGGCCCUCCUCUGUGGUUGGAUCACUGUGUGUGUGUGUGUGUGUGUGUGUGUGUGUGUCUCUGUGCGAGUGUGUGUGUGAGAGUGUCGCCACGUCCAUUCGUUUAGGAUCUGCUCACCUGCUCUCUGAAGAGACUCACUGAACGACAUCGGGGAUUGAUUUCGAGGCUUCACAGCGCUGUGGCGCCUCCUGCUUUUUGUGUUCCUUUGUUGUUUUUAUAUCUAUUUUCGAGAGCAUCGUCGGCAUAUCAUUUUAUUAUCAUUUAGACCUUGUAAAUAUUUUAAACACUGAAUUAUAUCGGGUUUUCAUGAUGCGCUGAAACAUUUUGAACUUGCACAAUCACCAACC